Messenger RNA from Cyprinodon tularosa, 4272 nucleotides. RefSeq names its product PH and SEC7 domain-containing protein 4. The record is from RefSeq and is a predicted model, not a curated record. Gene Ontology annotation, molecular function: phospholipid binding; guanyl-nucleotide exchange factor activity; protein binding. NCBI's taxonomy places the organism in Eukaryota, Metazoa, Chordata, Actinopteri, Cyprinodontiformes, Cyprinodontidae. The transcript has 16 exons. The coding region runs from base 464 to 3781 and encodes 1105 amino acids. Gene Ontology annotation, biological process: regulation of ARF protein signal transduction.
AUCCUUCCUGUAACUUGCUGCUCAGAGGCUACAAGAAAAAAGGCGACACACCUCCAGAUAGGCACAGGAAGCUUAAAGAAGAAGGACCUGGAUUUGCAUGAGGCAGAAGAAAGUAAGAGGUGAACUGGCUGAGAGAGAGUAGGUGUGUGCGCCUUGUUUGUUAAGCAGAGCAGGUUCAGACAAACUCACUUUAGUGUCACUGGUAUGCUUUGGUUUAGCUGUGAACUCACAGCGGCAGAUCUAGAGUUACGACGAGGUGCUCUUCCCUCCCACAAAUCUUGGGUCAAAACCUCACAAGCUGGCUGAUCAUAUGAUGUUGCUUUCAAGUGCCUGGAGGGGUGAUGGCACCUUGCAAAAGCAUCUGGCCUAAUGCAGGAAGCGAGCACCUUUUGUAGAGAAACAGCUUCAAAAUCCCUCUCUAAACCUUACGCAAGCUGACAACAGAGCUGCCCAAGAGGCGCCAAUGGAGGAGGAAAAACUAUGCACUUCUAUGCCGGAUGUUGAAGAAGCCGAAAUACCACAAGACUUGCAGGCCUCAUCGGGUCAGAGCAUAAACGGAGAGCAGGGGGACCUGGUGUUUGGUGAUGAGGUAGAGAAAGAACUGACAUAUGAGGAGGAAGCUGCCUCAGACGGAUCUCCUAAAGAUGCAGAACAGUUUGAGGAAACCAUAUGGUCUCCGCAGCCCAUCGCCUGCUCCCACCUCUCUCUUACCUUCGCCUCUGUGGGAUGGGAGAUGCCUGACUCUUCUGCAGAGAAUGCUUCAUUCAUGACUGACAGCAGCUUGGCCAAUGAGCUUUACUCUGAGGGCAUGACGAGUAUCCGCAGCACUUCCCUCUCUCCUCACCAUCACCCUCAAGAUGUUACUGCCGAGCCUUUUAAAGAGGAGGACAAAGAGGAACAAGAUGAAGUUAAUACACAGCCUCUAAACCCAGCUGAAGAGAGCACCGGAAGUGAAUCUAAGCCAUGUGAUGCUGCAGAUGUGAAAGAGCUAACGAAACAGGAAAAGGAAGAUUCAGCAGCCGAGAAGUCUGAAAGUAGCAAUGCUUCAGAUGAAGAGGAGGAAGGCUCAGUAACAUCAGACGAGGAUUUACCAGAAACUAAAGAGAAGAUUCAAUGUUCAUCAGAGGCAGUGGACACUUGUUUAGAUGUGAAACUAGAAAAGGAAGAAGAGAUUAGUAUUCUGCUGAGCGAGCAAAAAGACUCAGAAGGAGAACCGAGCUUAACGAAAGGUUCUGGGACUGACAGUGCCAAGGAGGACCGGAAGGAGGUUCAAGAGGAGGAGAGUUUAACUAACGUUUCCAAUGAGAAGGUGCCGGCUUUAGCAGAUAGUUCUGAGACUGAGCAAGAACAUGAGGAAAAGAGUGACACAGAAGUUCCCGACGAGGAGGAACCAGCUGUAGCAGCUUGUGUUGACACCCAGGAAGAACAUUGGGAAGUGAGCGAGGAGGAGGAACAGCCGAGUGUCUCCAACGUUUCCCUUCAGGAAGAAAGUGAAGAGGCUGAAACUGUCAGCUCUCUGACUGAUCUGGAAGUACCUGCAGAAGUGCUGCAAACUGACAACACCACACUAGACUCACCUACUGGUUCACUGGGAGAUCUUCCAGCGCUGGAACUUCCAGAAGACGGGGACAAGAAGGACGUAGAUAUACCAGAUCAUUUAGGUGGAGACCUCUCAGUGCUGCCUGAAGAAAUGUGUGAGGAUGUAAAUGAGAAGGUGGAUCCUGAGCUUUCAGAGUCUGAUGAUAACAACCAGGAAGAAUCAGAACAGGCAGAAAAGGCUGAGAGUGUAGAAAACUCUCUGGGAAGAGAAGAAGAGGGUGAGAAUCUGGAAGAGACUCCCUCUUUAGAGAGUGAUCAGGACAGGGUGGCUACAGUGCAGCCUGAAGCUUUAGAGUCUGAAUCAGGUGAAGUGAGUGAAGAGCCCAAGAUGCACGCAGAAGAGUCUGAUCCAACAGAGCAGCUUCAGGACCAGCCUCCAGAGAUGGCAUCCCCAAACCAGUUAACCCCACCAGAAACUCCAGAAGAUCCGCCAGAGCAGACAGCUUGUGAUGAAGCUACGGAGUCCACAGUUGGCAACGAUCCAUCAGAGCAGAAUGAGCCGCCACAGCAAACAGCCUGUUCAUCAGAAAAGAUGAAUAAGUCCAACAUGACAGAGCAGCUGUCUCCUGACAAUGAGGCUACAGCGCUGAACGAGGAAUUAAACCAUGUGGACCAACAGGCUGAGACGUCAGAUCAGGCCGAAGAUGUUGGGCUUCCUGAUGGUGGAAGUCCACCAGAAGUUGUGGCUAAUGGAGAUAAACACCAGGACUCAGCGGUGCCUCAUAUUAAUGGAGGCGGGGUGGACAGAGAGAAGGCCUGUCGACUGGCUGAACAGCUCUUUAAGCUGGAAAACAUCCAACGCUCUGAUGUGGUGAAACAUCUAGACAAAGAUAAUGACUUCAGUCGGGCUGUUGGAGAGGAAUACCUCAGGUUUUUUGACUUCUCCAACCAAACUCUGGAUCAAGCCCUCAGAUCUUUUCUGAAGGUGGUCGUAUUGAUAGGAGAGACUCAGGAAAGAGAACGAGUGCUGCAGCAUUUCUCCAACCGUUUCCAUGAGUGCAACCCCGACUUUUACUGCUCCUCAGGGGCCGUGUUGGCUCUUACCUGUGCUUUAAUGCUUCUCAACACUGACUUGCAUGGACAGAAUGUAGGAAAAUCCAUGUCUUCUUCUAAGUUUGUGACCAACCUGGAUGGGAUGAAUGAGGGAGGAAACUUCAACAAGGAGCUGCUGAAAAGUUUUUAUAAUUCCAUAAAGAGUGAACCUCUAGAGUGGGCUGUGGAUGAGGAGGAGCUGAAGAACUUGGUGGAUGAAAGUGCAGGAAAUGACGCCCCGCUGCGCUCAAAAUCCAACCCGUUCCUUGAUGUACCUCAGGACCAAAAGGCAGCUGUGGUAAAACAGGGAUUCCUGCAGAGGAAGCUGCAUGCAGACAUCAAUGGAAAACGAACUCCGCGGGGAAAAAGGGGAUGGAAAACUUUCUUUGGGGUGCUAAAGGGAAUGACUCUUUACUUACAGAAGAACGAUUACCGCAGAGAUCAGCUGGUGAACGAGGACAUUGUGGCAAUCCACCAUUCCCUGGCUGAGCCGGCAGCCGAUUACACCAAGAAGCCACACGUUUUCCGGCUUCAGACGGCUGAUUGGAGGGUUUUGCUCUUCCAGGCCUCAUCUAAAGUAGAGAUGAAUUCAUGGAUCAGCCGUAUCAACUUGGUUUCCGCCCUUCAUUCAUCUCCUCCGUUCCCCGCUGCUGUUGGCUCUCAGAGAAGGUUCUUUAGGCCGCUCCUCCCAGCUUCGAAGUCUGUGAACUCUCUAGACCGUCAGCUUCAAUGUCACUCAGGAAAACUGGAUUCCUUUAAAGCUGACCUGUUGCAUCAGCAGGAGAACCCACCAGACAGUAAAAAAGCUAAAACCAAGGAUCUGGAGGAACAUCGUGUGAGAGCAGAGUACCUGCAGUAUGAGGUCUGUCGCUAUGAGACCUACAUCGAGGUGCUGGGGGCCUGGAAGAGUGUGCAGAAGAACGAGGACAGUGUAUUGAGCAGCGCUGACCUGAACCUGUUUGACAAGGCUGCCUGCCCAGGCUGCAUCGGGGAUGAAGACGAGGAAGAGGCUGGUUUAAAAAGGUCUUACUCAAGUCCUUCCUUGGAACUGGAGCUGGCCCCUCCAACAAUAAUCAAAGUUAAACGCAAUAUCUCUGAGAGACGGACUUAUCGCAGGACCAUUGUUCCCCGAAUGAAUAAAGAGGCCUGACAUAAAGUGGUCCAUUUGUUCUGACUGGCACAUUCAGACGUUUCUGUUGGCAUUUUUCAGCUGGUGGUUGCAGAAUAAACCCUCCAAAGAUCUGUAGGAAAGCUCUGAGGAAAUAUGUAUUUGAUUGUCUGAAUGAGCAAUAGUAUUCUUAGAUGUGAACCUAAGUUAAUUAAUUUUGUCUGAAUUUGUAGGAUCUUUUAUGAGCUAAAAUAUUGUGGUUUCACCAUUUAUAACGUUUCAGUUUUUAUCCAAAUGAAUGUUUUCUAUUUGGUCAUAAUUUUUGUUGACUAUGUGUACCACAAGAGGGUGCUGUAGAACAGCACUUAUUGCGACAUAAAGAGGAGGCGCCUUAGUUUAUUUUCAUGUUGCACUUUUUCAUAUAUGUUCUAUACAGUAUGUUAAAUUUUGAUUUCAUAAGUUUUAUCAAGUUUUUUCUUAGUUGUUUUUCUUGUAUUUUUAUGAAGGACCUCUAAAAUAACAUGACAUUUUUA